AUGGCAGAAACAAAGAUGAAUGAUUUUGAAGAUAUGUUACCUGUGAUGGCAAAAAAGCUCGGUGGCGAGGGCCUAAUAAGGGAAUUAUGCAAUGGUUUUAUUCUUUUGAUGGAUAGAGAAAAAGGGCUCAUCACAUUUGAUAGCCUGAAGAAGAAUUCAGCUUUUCUUGGAUUACAAGAUUUGAGAGAUGAUGAGUUGAAGAGUAUGGUUAAAGAAGGCGAUAUGAAUGGGGAUGGAGGGCUCGACCAGAUGGAAUUUUGCGUGCUGAUGUUUAGAUUGAGCCCCGAAUUGAUGCAGAAAUCCGAAGAUUGGCUCGAGUAUGCUAUGCAGCAGGAGUUGAAGACGGCUAGUUUUGACAGAAAAUGA
Fraxinus pennsylvanica is the source of this 366-nucleotide messenger RNA. NCBI's taxonomy places the organism in Eukaryota, Viridiplantae, Streptophyta, Magnoliopsida, Lamiales, Oleaceae. The record is from the annotation of a GenBank genome assembly.